Spirodela intermedia is the source of this 2139-nucleotide messenger RNA. Lineage: Eukaryota; Viridiplantae; Streptophyta; Magnoliopsida; Alismatales; Araceae. The record is from the annotation of a GenBank genome assembly.
AUGCUCACCAGGUCAAAGGCACAUCAAAUGACUUCGUUAGAAGAAGAGGUUGCAUCUCUGAAAUAGGGUUAUGCUAGGGAGGAACAAUCCCUAAUCGAGCAAAGAGAAAUCCUCAACCAGAUUCUUCAGAAAUUAUCCACAAUGGAUCCACACUCCAGUUCGCAUCCAAAUAAAGGUCCAAGAGAGGAACCAAUGCAACCUUAUAAUGGCACCACUCAUUUAAGCCAAGCUUCACAAGAUGGCCCAACACAGAUAAAUUAGAGAAUAGAGUUACCAAUUUUCCAAGGAGAUAGCCCUGAGGGAUGGAUCAGGCAAGCUGAAAGAUAUUUCCGCCUAAACCCUACGUGAGAGCAUGAUAGACUCAAGCAAAUUAUGUUGAGUAUCGAGGGAGAAGCUCUGGAAUGGUAUCUGUGGAUGGAAGACAGGUUUCCAUUCCGAGAUUGGCAUGACUUCAAGAGUCAAUUGGGGAAACGUUUCAAGACGUCUGAGACGAGGAGUUCACUGCAACAACUAAUGAGCUUACAACAAGCCACAUCAAUAAGAGAAUACAUGACCGAAUUUGAACGAAUUGUAGCCUUUCUACCUCAUAUAAACACAGAAGUAUUAGAAGAUGCAUACGUAUGGGGCUUGAAACCAGACAUCAGAUCGGAAUUGGCAAUGCAUAAGCCCUUGGAACUCAGAGAAACAAUGGAUCUAUCAAUUCAAGCUGAGAUUCAUAUUCGAGAAAUCCAAGAUAGCAGAAAUGAAUUAUAUAGGAAAUAAGUGAUUACAAAGUCUGAACCACCUCAACCUCGUUAUGACUCUUACAAAAGAGAAUUCCAGAAUACAAAUAAUGGAGGUAAUUACAAAAAGGAUUUAUCAGGAUUCAGCUGAAGGCACAUCAAAGAGAAAUUCCGUGACAUCCAAGCCACCUUUGAGUAACCGCAAGAUACUCAAGUUGACGGAUCAAGAUUUCAGAAGAGAAGAGAUAAGAGAUUAUGCUACUACUGCAAUGAAAAAUUCGCUCCGGGGCAUCGUUGUAAAAAGGAGUUGAAUAUUAUUAUUGUGGAUGAAGACCAAAAGAGUAUAGAAGAUGAUAGCACUGAUGAAGGAUGGGAACUGUUUGAUCAGGCCAUAUCCAACACGGAUGAGAAGGCUUUCAUUGCACACGUAUCUUUAAAUUCAGUCACAAGAAUCACUCAACAAGGGACAUUGAAACGAUGGGGCAAAAUUCAUGACACUGAGGUGUCAAUACUCAUUGAUAGUGGGGCAACUCACAAUUUCUUGCGCACCAAAAUAAUUGAUAACUUAUCCUUACAAAUGGAGAAGUUAAAUGGCUAUAGCAUAGUUAUGGGCAAUGGCAACACAGUGGCAGGUGCAGCAAUUUACAAGGCCAUUCCUCUCCAUGCGCAAGGUGUUUUGAUAGUACAAGAUUUUUUACUACUAGAGUUGAAUGGCACGGAUGUGAUCUUAGGCAUACAGUGGUUGAGAACUUUAGGGUGGAUCCUUUCUAACUAUGAGAAGUUCAUAAUGAGGUUCAUGACGGGAGGCAAAGUUCACAUCUUCAAAGGGGACCCUAGUAUUACAAAAAUCAAUACGUCAUCAAGAAGACCAGAGAAAGAACUUAAGAGUGGCAAGUCAUAUAUGGUUGAAUUACAUCAUAUUUACUCACAUAAAGACCCUAAUGCACCCAACGAUUUAGAAAUCAGUUUGAAAUAAGAAUUUCUCAAAGUUUUUGAAGUAUUGACAUGAAUGCCACCUGAGCACCCUUUUGACCAUGUCAUUCAUCUAUUACCAUGAACAAAACCUAUUAACUUGAGGCCUUACAAAUACUCUCAUUUCCAAAAAAAUGAAAUUGAGACACUCGUCUAAGAACUCAUAUCAACAGAGGUCAUACAACCUUCAGACAGUCCUUAUGCGAGCCCUGCAUUAUUAGUCAUGAAGAAAGAUGACAGAUGGAGAUUUUGUAUAGAUUAUAGAGCAUUGAACCGAGAUACAGUUCCUAAUCGUUACCCCAUUCCAGUUGUAGAUAAGCUGCUAGAUGAAUUAUAUGAGAAAUCAGUUUUUUCAAAACUAGAUUUAAAAUCAGGGUAUUAUCAAAUUAGAAUGAAAAAAGAAGAUGUCCCUAAGACUACAUUCAAGACUCAUCAUGGCCAUUAG